Microplitis mediator is the source of this 3319-nucleotide messenger RNA. RefSeq lists its product as uncharacterized. The transcript is spliced from 3 exons. Lineage: Eukaryota; Metazoa; Arthropoda; Insecta; Hymenoptera; Braconidae. Bases 363 to 1418 code for a protein of 351 amino acids. The record is from RefSeq and is a predicted model, not a curated record.
AGUGGCGCUCCAGACUACUGCACGGUGCGUUAGCAAAACGAGCUCCGACAACAUCUUACUUUUUAUAAUUUUUUUUUAUUUUGUUUAUUCAAAAUUAGUGUAACUGAAAAAAAAAUAAUAAUAAUAUAUCAAAUAAGCUUAUAUUAAAAAAUUAAACUAUUGCCUAAAAAUUUCUGAAUUAAUAAAAAAAAAGAAUUUCUGCGUAAAUAAAAAAAGAAAAAGGACAACAAUAAAAAAGUUUUUCCGGAUGACUAAUAAUCGAUUCAUGUAAAAUUUUUAAUUUUUGUCUGAACACAAAAAGGGCGUCGAAAGACGUGACACAGUUGUCGAAUCGUUCUGAAGAAUAUACCAAGAGUGAAAUAAUGAAAGUUUAUUUAAUAGUAUUGACUUUAGCAGUCUUCGAUGUACUUGGGACUACCACAGGAUACCCAUCGCGAGUGAUUCUAUCAAAUGGGAGUGCAGUCACAAACAUCAGGGGUGUUUACGAGGAUUCCAUUGCUGCUGCAUCUGAAGUUCAUAGCGAAGAUUAUAAUGACUCAGAUGAUUCAGAUAUAUAUAUGGAACCAGAUGGAGCCGAAACCGAGAAUCGAGAAUCUGAACAAGCUACAAAACCACCAGCUACACUCUCAAUUGACGAAGAAUCAUUAUCUGCAGCGACAACAGUAGCAGAUCCGGGAACCGAAGUUCAUAAAGCUGAAAUAGGACUAACAGCUCAAGAAGAUAAAAGCUUAGAACAAGAAAGUCAGAAUUUCUUUCCAUCAUUUGCAGAAUUAUUUGCCAAUCAUCGACUUACGUACAAUGAGCAACAACAGCAGCAACGUUAUCGCCCAAAUCGUUUUCUUGGUUAUUUUCAACGUGAUCGUAAUAAUGCCUAUCAAACAUCAGCAUCGACAUCCAAAGAUACACAACAUCCAUUACUAGGUUCGGGUAACUUUGGCGUUAUACGAGGUGGAACAUAUUACCCUGAAGAAAAAGAAAAUGAUGAAUACAAUGUUGAUGAAAGUUUGUAUAACCCCUACUAUUCGUCUAGUUCUGCUGCUAGAGGAAGAUCAACAAAUUAUUAUCGAAAUCCUAAGCCACAACCAGUGCGUGCUGGGGACUUUUUUUCAAAUUUCCGGGAUUUUGCUGAUAUUACAGCACCCCCUAAAUCUAGUUUCUCACAUUUAUCUGUUGUUUAUGCUAACAGAAACGGCACAAAAAGUAGUAGAGCUGAAGGAACCACAGAACCAAGAAAUAUUAUUGAAACUUUGAAGAUGUUAGAAGAAGAUAAUAUUGAGGAUGACAAUAUGACAACGAUUGAAGCACCGAUGAAAAAGUUGAGUCAAGGCAAAAGAAAACUUUUAAAAAUGAAAAAAUACCAUGAAAGCAAAGCUAGAAAAUUUCGUAUGACAGUCGAGCCAUUGCUUGCUCUAAGUUGAGUUGAUUAAUUAAUUUUAUUUGUAUUAAAAAAAUCAUGACGUAUUCUUUAAGAGUGUGUAUUUUUUGUAUCGAGUGUGCGAGUAAUUUGGGAUGAUAUUACAUCCCGGACAUAAUCUGGCCUCGAGAGAUCAGAACCAAAGUAAAAAAAAAGUUAACAUUCUUUUUUUCAAAGUUUCAUGCAACGAUACAUAAAAUGUGUACGAUGAAUCAUUAUCAAUUGAUUCAACUCUGAUCAGUAUAACAUUUUACUAUAACCUAUAAAUAUAGAAGAAUCUAAGAGAAUCGCGACAUAAAGGUUAUAAGAAAAAAUUUAAGAUAUUGUAGUACUAAAAAAUCGAUUUGACAUUUAUUAAAUAAUAUGUCACAAAAAUUGAGCAUUGAAUGUGGUUAGAUCAAUAAUUAUCAUUGUUUUCAUUAUUAAACUAUAAAUUAAUAGACUACAGAUUUUGUUUUUUAGUUUGUUUGUAGAAAAUUCAAAGUAUUUGUUUUGCCUCCUUGUUUGUAGGUUUCAUUUAAAAUUUUUCAGAAGAUCCAAAUUCUACACGAUUUAAACACAUAAUCCAAGAUACUUUUUUAUGCCCCUUCGUUGCAACUGUUUUUUUUUCUUUUUUUUUUCCUUCAUACAAUAUUGAAAUGUAACCGUAUAAUUACUUUUCCAUUAAUUAUUUCAACUCUGGUAAAAACAUGUAGUUUCUAUUUAAUUUAUUACACAUCGUUUCUUUUUUUUUUAUUUUCUUGUUUUUAUCGUAAGAGAGUCUAAAAGACUUUAUGUAACUUAUGUCCGAAGAAUACACCACUAGCUGGCUAAAGUUAGUCGCCUAAAAUUUUAUACUAAAAUGAAAUUCUUUCUGAAUGGUCAAAAGUGUAAUUUACUAUAUAUUAAAUCACUAAUUUUAAUAUUAAAUCAUGAAAUUUAAGUGAGAUAGAUCGUGUAUAUUUCUACUCAAUGAUUCAAGCCACUAACGAAUUAAUGAACUCCUUUUUUUAUUGAGUCAUUUUGAAUUUAGCUACUUCAUUAACAUGACUAAAGUCUCUAGACUGCACAGUGCAUCUAAUUAAUCACCACACACUUGCAUGGAUUCAUGCAAUAUCAGCUGAAUUUUACAACCUCACAUAUUUCUAUUAAUUGAUAUGACAUAACACCAAAGUUGACAUUUUUUUCUUAUUGAGUGAAUAGUUUUCAAUUUAACAAAUUAUCUAUACCCAUUGAGUAUGAAUCUUUUUUAAUAAUAAUAUAGUAAAUUUAUUUUACAUGCCCAACUGCAUGACUCUAACUGUAGACAUUUAGCGGCGUUUUUUCCGGGCAUUCAUUACAUAUGCUAUUGUAUACAUAUAGUAAGAUCGAGUAGUGUACUCUCGUGUAUUGACAACACUCACUUCACUUGUGCCGCGAAACCCUCACUCAAGUAUAAUCCCGAUUUUACAAGAUGUAUACUAUCGUAGUGCUGAUGAGGGCUAAGUAACAAAAAAAUCUAGUAUUGUGAUUUCAACUCUUGUUUAAUGAUCAACUUUUCAAAGCAUUCAACCAUACCUUAAUAUUACUUGAUAAUAUUGAUUAAUUUUUUUUACUCUACAUUUUGAGAAUAUUGUUAUGUCAUUAAUAUUUACAAGUAUAAGAACAUUUAAGUUAAAAAAAAAAAAUUUGCAAAAAUUUCAUUAUUAUAUUGACAUUAAUUAGGCGAGAAUUGACGUAUAUUGUUAUGUUAUUUGUUGUUGAGUAGUGCAGUGGUAACGAUAUUUUUUAGUAAAAUGUGUGUAUAAUUGAAUAUUGUUUUAAUAAUAAAGAUAAGGUAUAUUAGUUAAAAUAGAUUUUAACAUUAACGAUAUUUUUUUUUUUGUAAACGAUUGCAACAUAUGUAUAUAUGCCCAUCUUAAUAGGUAAUUAAUAAAUAUUUUCUCA